Molecule: messenger RNA, 2916 nt
Organism: Marasmius oreades (fairy-ring Marasmius)
Lineage: Eukaryota; Fungi; Basidiomycota; Agaricomycetes; Agaricales; Marasmiaceae
Exons: 15
Coding region: 1-2916 (971 amino acids)
Molecular function (GO): guanyl-nucleotide exchange factor activity
Source: RefSeq, a predicted model, not a curated record
AUGCACUAUGACUCUCACUCUCGUUCACGACCUCAGAUAUCAAUACCCGCAUCCCAGUUACCUCCUGGAGCGCGCCAACCCAUCAAUCCCAGCCCAUCUUCCCGAUUGUAUUCACCCUGGGCUUUCGAAGUAACUCCACCACCUUAUCGCGAGGACGUAGACGGCCACGUUCCAUCAAGAAAUCCCUGGGACGAACAAAAUGCUAGACAACGGACUCAGUCCAUGGUUAAUCUGAGUCGUACUUCCAACAUGGCCGCAGCACCUGGAAUUGUUACACCCAUGGCCUUUCCAGAACCUCAAAUCUGCAGAUCUGUUUCGCAAAGAGCAGUUCAACCUGCUCUAGAACGAUUUGGUCAUAGGCCGAGUCGGAGCGACGUGCAAGUUGAAAGAUUGCAUCAGACUCCCUCCAUGAUUUCGUUGGCUUCUUCUUACCGAAACGAGGAAAGUGACGACUAUGCUGCCUCAAAUGAGUCUUAUGGUGACGAAGACAGUAUGACUAGUGAACUAUCGAAUCUCUCCAUUGACGGUGUUCGAAAAUUCCAGUCAGGAGAACUCGCUGAAGCGGAUCAGGACUGGCAUCGACUUGUUCCUCCGGAAGCCGUCGAUGCGUUGGGGAAGUCUGAAGUUCAGCGUCAAUCAGUUAUUUUUGAAACACUGAAGUCGGAAAAGGAAUAUGUGGCGGAUCUGGAGGCUGUCCAUAAUGUAUUCAUUAUCCCAUUGAAAAAAGCAUCUCCUCCCAUAAUUGCGCCCGCAAAAUUGUCUGGGUUCAUCAGUGAAGUGUUUGGAAACUUUGACCAAAUUCUCUCCAACCAUCAGCGCAUGCUCGGUGCACUUUUUGCCCGGCAACGAGACCAGCAUCCACUCAUACAGAGUGUCGCUGACAUCGUUCUCGAUGCUACAUUGAAGAGCGACUUCCGGUCUGCUUAUGAGGUUUACAUCAAGCACUAUCCUCUUUCCGAGUCUCACCAUAGACGAGAGCUAAAAACUAACGCAAACUAUCAGGCCUUUAUCCAAUCCGCUGCCAGUGAUCCACGUAUACGGAAACGCGAUCUCAUAACAUUUCUAUCUCGACCUGUUACCCGCCUUCCUCGUCUCAAUCUUCUCCUAGAACAGACUCUCAAGCUCACCGACAAUGAGCAUCCCGAUAAGGAAACCCUUCCGAUCAUACUCAAUAUCCUCAGUGAUACCAUUAAAAGUACUCAGCCAGGCAUAGAGGCGGCGGAGAGUAAAGUCAAGUUUUGGUCUCUGUGUGAGAGCCUGGACUUCCAGAAGGGCGAGAUCAUCGAUAUGGAUCUAUACGACAAUAACCGGACGCUUAUCUAUUCAGGUCCUGCAUCAAGACGGAGUCGCUCUGGGCAUGGUUGGCAGGAGCAAUUCUGUGCAUUGCUGGAUAACUAUUUCCUAAUCACUCGAGAGGAAACACGGCCUAAUGGUGCAGUGAAACGAAGGCUCAUGUCCCGACCCCUCUCUCUUUCCUAUCUUAAACUUGGGCCCUUCGACUCGGCACCCGAAACGCGCAAAGAACAUAGGAGUGGUGGCACACUGUCUGGCCUAUUAUAUCAAAAUGUGAACGUAUACCCUUUCACCAUCUAUCAUUCCGCAAACACGCUAGGACGGCGAUAUACCCUCUAUGUUUCAAGUGAGGCUAUAAGGAAGAAGUGGUAUAAUGCAUUCGUCGAUGCACUCGCGGUACAUCAUGCCAGACAGGAGGGUAACAUGUUUUUCGUCCCCCAGCCCUUAACACAGAGGUUUUUCCGUUCAGCGCCAGCUACCAGGGGAGAUGCUGGAAACGUCACCGGGAGAAUCAUCACCGCGGUACCAUUUGUCGUGGGUGGUCGCGAAUUCCUAGCUGUUGCUUGUCCGUCAGGUAUCUAUGUUUCUAUUCGGGGUGACGAAAACUACCGGAAAGCCCUGGACCAUCAUAACGCAACGUCGCUAGCUGCGCUGCAAACGACGGGAGCAAAGACCUUCAACAGGCUAGUCGUAUAUGAAGACACGUCGCUGAUAUCCUACUCUCUCGAACUCCUAGCCCAGGUAGCGCUCGGACGUGCUGAUCCAAAGUCUGUGUCUACCUCUCGAGAACGAGUCGCUCCAGCCGAUUUCAAUGUCCUGUUCUUCAAAUACUUACAUAUUCGACAACGUGUUCUCGUGAUAUAUGCAUCGAAGAAGUUUCUACAGUCUAGUUUGAACCUUCAUGUCUUGGAGGCUGUUGAUAUUUCUGAAGUUGAACCGAGCCGGAAGAAACGGCACGAAAUUUCUGGGCCUAAAUCGUUCCGGCCUUUUGGUCAGCCUGGUUAUGUGCCUAAAGAUGCCUACGACAUAACGCCUUUGACGAGGACUAUUGGUAUCUGUUCGCGAGAUGGAAUUGUGGUAGUUGACCCCACAGACCUGUCCAAGUCUCGGAUAGCCAUCGUGCCAGAUUUCUCUGAGGUAUCGGAUAACCCGCCCAUGGCCAAGCUUAAAGAGCGUCUGUCGGAUGCUAAAGCACUUGGUCUUGUCAGAAGCAACAAGGAUGAAUUGUUGGCGAUCUACGAUACCAUCGGGUUUUACAUCACCAAACAUGGUGUACCUUGUCGACAAUCUGGCUUCAUCAAAUGGGAGAAUACAGCGUUCUCAUGUGCACCCCAUGGUGGUUACAUCCUUCUGUUCUCGUAUCAGUUCAUCGAAAUACGGCAUGUGUUUAGUGGGAGACUUGUUCAAGUAAUUGAAGGACAGGAUAUCCGACUAAUGUAUUCAAGUCCAAGGGUUGAUAUCAGUGAUUUUAUCCUUGUUGCGAUGAGAGGAGACAGGAGCGAUGAGAAUGGUGUGAUGGAAAAGGUUGUGGAACUGAAGGAAACGAGAGAAAUUGGAGCUUACACUGCUACACCGGUGGAUAAUUCUAGGCCGGCUGGGAUGUGGGAUGAGUGGGAUAUGUAG